AGAGCGCUUAUAAUGGAGCCGCUGUCAGCAGAACCUUCUGCUGCUGCUGCCGCUGCUGCUGCCGCCGCCGUCCCUCCUCUUUUUUUUCCCGGCAGAUCUUUGUUGUGUGGGAGGGCAGCAGGGAUGGACUUGAGCUUGCGGAUCCCCUGCUAGAGCAGCCGCGCUUGAGAAGGCGCCGCCGCCGCGAGGAGGAGCCGCCGUCGCCGCCACCCCGAGGCCCCGCCGGACGCAGCCUCUGCCGGCCCGCGCCCCUGCUCGCCCCGCUCGCCCCUCGGCUCCUUGCAGAGUCCCUUCGCGGCGGCAGAUGUGUGUGGGGUCAGCCCACGGUGGGGACUAUGGUGAAAUUCCCGGCGCUCACGCACUACUGGCCCCUGAUCCGGUUCCUGGUGCCCCUGGGCAUCACCAACAUAGCCAUCGACUUCGGGGAGCAGGCCUUGAACCGGGGCAUCGCUGCGGUCAAAGAGGAUGCGGUGGAAAUGCUGGCCAGCUACGGGCUGGCAUACUCCCUAAUGAAGUUCUUCACGGGUCCCAUGAGUGACUUCAAAAACGUGGGCCUGGUGUUUGUGAACAGCAAGAGAGACCGGACCAAAGCCGUCCUGUGCAUGGUGGUGGCGGGGGCCAUCGCUGCCGUCUUUCACACGCUGAUAGCGUACAGUGACUUAGGCUACUACAUCAUCAACAAGCUGCACCACGUGGACGAGUCGGUGGGCAACAAGACCAGAAGGGCCUUCCUCUAUCUCGCCGCCUUCCCCUUCAUGGAUGCGAUGGCAUGGACCCAUGCUGGCAUUCUCUUGAAACACAAAUACAGUUUCCUGGUGGGAUGUGCCUCAAUCUCAGAUGUCAUAGCUCAGGUUGUUUUCGUAGCCAUUUUGCUUCACAGUCACCUGGAGUGCCGGGAGCCGCUGCUCAUCCCCAUCCUCUCCCUGUACAUGGGCGCCCUCGUGCGCUGCACCACCCUGUGCCUGGGCUACUACAAGAACAUCCACGACAUCAUCCCCGACAGGAGUGGACCCGAGCUGGGGGGAGAUGCAACCAUAAGAAAGAUGCUGAGUUUCUGGUGGCCCUUGGCCCUAAUUUUGGCUACACAGAGAAUCAGCAGGCCUAUCGUCAACCUCUUUGUUUCCCGGGACCUUGGUGGCAGUUCUGCAGCUACGGAGGCAGUGGCAAUUUUGACAGCCACGUACCCCGUGGGCCACAUGCCAUAUGGUUGGUUGACGGAAAUCCGAGCUGUCUAUCCUGCGUUUGACAAGAAUAACCCCAGCAAUAAACUGGUGAGCACGAGCAACACAGUCACAGCAGCCCACAUCAAGAAGUUCACCUUCGUCUGCAUGGCCUUGUCCCUGACGCUCUGUUUUGUGAUGUUUUGGACCCCCAACGUUUCCGAGAAGAUUCUGAUAGACAUCAUUGGGGUGGACUUUGCCUUCGCAGAGCUCUGCGUUGUCCCCUUGAGGAUCUUCUCCUUCUUCCCAGUUCCAGUCACUGUGAGGGCCCAUCUCACCGGGUGGCUGAUGACUCUGAAGAAAACCUUCGUCCUGGCACCCAGCUCUGUGCUGCGGAUCAUCGUCCUCAUUGCCAGCCUCGUGGUCCUGCCCUACCUGGGGGUACAUGGUGCCACCUUGGGCGUGGGCUCCCUCCUGGCAGGCUUUGUGGGAGAGUCCACCAUGGUUGCCAUUGCUGCGUGCUACGUCUACCGGAAGCAGAAAAAGAAGAAGGAGAAUGAGUCCGCCACAGAGGGGGAAGACUCUGCCAUGACUGACAUGCCUCAGACAGAGGAGGUGACAGACAUCGUAGAAAUGAGAGAGGAGAAUGAAUAAGCGCUGCAGGGACCCUCGGGAUGACACUUCAGCUUCAUCUCCUCCCUCUCCCAUUGUGUUUUGCUCCUUUUGUUUUUUUGUCAUGAAAGAGGCCUUGAUUCAAAGGUUUCGUGUAAAUUCUCCAGCAUACUAGGUAUGCUCACACUGACAUGGGGACCUAGAGAAGGGUCUUUGCUGUUGCUUUGUUAAAACAAACCAAACAACUGACUUCACACCCCUGCUUCUGAGAACCCAAAAGACACAGCUGCCUCAUGGUCGAAGUUGUGUUCUUCUCCCUCGGACAAUCUCCACUUGGAACCAAAGGACUGCGGCUGUGCCAUCACCUCUUGGUCACCCUGCCCAGCAGGCUACAGACUCUCCUGUCUCUUUUCAUCGCUUUAAGAAUCAACAGGUUAAAACUCGGCUUCCUUUGAUUUGCUUCCCAGUCACAUGGCCAUGCAGAGAUGGAUGCAGCUAGGCCCUAGCGGUCGAGUGCUUCCCUCUGUCGUGCAGUUAUCACUGUCCACCACGCACAUGCAGAGGGCAGGCGGCAGCCACCGUUCACACCAAGGAUCGGAUCUGGGACCACGCCGGGCCGACAUGUGGAAAUAACCUGUAGAAGGUUUGAGACGGAAUGGGAGUAGCAAACUUGCACGGCCGCACGGUAGCUAGCAUUUCACUUUGCGUUCUCCUAGAUUUGCGUGAGCGUCCAUUCUCACCCCCACUGUGUACAUAUGUGAGCUAGCUGCUCUAGGUUGUCACAGAAGCGCAUCUCCAAAUUUCAGCAUCCUUCCGCAUGACUUUCCCCAAAGGCUUGCUUUUCACUUGCCUUUCCUGAAGAUGGCACCAGAGCGAGUUAAAUGGAGCAUUCUAACUUUCCAUUUUAGUUUUACAGCGAACUGAAGCUUUAAGUCAUAAUCUAGCAUUCUAAUGCCAGGUAGCUGUAUCGUAACUUUGAAGCAGAUGUGUUACCUGGCUCUGCCGCCACAGUCCUGACUGUGCGGUGCAGGUAAUUCAGAGUGUCCUAUGGUACUUCCCUCUCACACAGAUAAAGCAAGACAUUUUAUAACGAUAUCAAAAGUCACUAUGUGAUCGUCCUUGAAAUAAUGCAUUUGAAAUCCAUUUAGUGCAGUAUAUUUUUCUAAGUUUUGGAAAGCGGGUUUUUUCCUUUAAAAAAUUAUGGAAACAAUUCACUAAAAUUGUUGAUUUAGUCAAAAUUCCUAGACUGAAAGAACCUAAACAAACAAAAAAUAUUUUAAAGAUAUAAAUAUAUGCUGUAUAUGUUAUGUAAUUUAUUUUAGGCUAUAAUACAUUUCCUAUUUUCGCAUUUUCAAUAAAAUGUCUCUAAUACAAUA
Otolemur garnettii (small-eared galago) is the source of this 3148-nucleotide messenger RNA. It is a transcript of the gene ANKH, whose product is annotated as ANKH inorganic pyrophosphate transport regulator. NCBI's taxonomy places the organism in Eukaryota, Metazoa, Chordata, Mammalia, Primates, Galagidae. Gene Ontology annotation, biological process: phosphate ion transmembrane transport. The transcript has 12 exons. Gene Ontology annotation, molecular function: phosphate transmembrane transporter activity. Bases 336 to 1814 code for a protein of 492 amino acids. Gene Ontology annotation, cellular component: membrane. The record is from RefSeq and is a predicted model, not a curated record.